Molecule: messenger RNA, 1620 nt
Organism: Chionomys nivalis (European snow vole)
Lineage: Eukaryota; Metazoa; Chordata; Mammalia; Rodentia; Cricetidae
Gene: Dmrta2
Product: DMRT like family A2
Exons: 2
Coding region: 1-1611 (536 amino acids)
Biological process (GO): germ cell development; regulation of transcription by RNA polymerase II; sex differentiation
Cellular component (GO): nucleus
Molecular function (GO): protein binding; DNA-binding transcription factor activity, RNA polymerase II-specific; RNA polymerase II cis-regulatory region sequence-specific DNA binding
Source: RefSeq, a predicted model, not a curated record
AUGGAGCUGCGCUCGGAGCUGCCCAGCGUGCCCAGUGCGGCGACAGCAGCAGCGACAGCGACGGGACCUCCCGUGGCAUCAGUGGCGUCUGUGGCCGCGGCAGCAGCCGCCGCAGCAUCGCUACCAGUGAGCGUGGCCGGGGGCUUGCUGCGGGCGCCGCCCUUGCUGCUGAGGGCAGCGGAGAAGUACCCGCGGACCCCCAAAUGCGCGCGCUGCCGCAACCACGGAGUGGUGUCCGCGCUCAAGGGCCACAAGCGCUACUGCCGCUGGAAGGACUGCCUGUGUGCCAAGUGCACGCUCAUCGCCGAGCGCCAGCGCGUCAUGGCGGCACAGGUGGCGCUGCGCAGGCAGCAGGCGCAGGAGGAGAACGAGGCGCGCGAGUUGCAACUGCUGUAUGGCACUGCCGAGGGCCUGGCGCUGGCCGCCGCCAACGGCAUCAUCCCACCGCGACCCGCCUAUGAAGUCUUUGGUUCAGUGUGCGCCACCGACACCGGGGGCCCCGGAGCUGGAGCACCCGCGGGGAGUGCUGGGGGCGCAGGGGGCACAGGGGGCGCAGAAGCCAAGCUGCAGAAGUUUGAUCUGUUUCCCAAGACGCUGCUUCAGGCCGGCCGCCCCGACAGUCCGCAGCCGCAGCCAGGGAAGCCCUUGUCGCCCGACGGCGCGGACUCGGGUCCCGGGACCUCGUCCCCAGAGGUGCGGCCCGGCUCAGGCUCGGAGAACGGCGACGGCGAGUCCUUUUCGGGGUCGCCUCUGGCCCGGGCCUCCAAAGAGGCAGGAGGCAGCUGUCCUGGUAGCGCGGGCCCUGGCGGUGGUGGCGAGGAGGACAGCCCCGGCUCCUCCAGCCCCCUGGGUUCCGAAUCGGGGUCGGAAGCUGACAAAGAAGAGGCAGAGGCCGCACCGACUCCGGGGCUGGGCGGCGGCCCCGGUCCGCGGCAGCGGACGCCGCUGGACAUCUUGACGCGCGUCUUCCCGGGCCACCGGAGAGGCGUCCUGGAGCUGGUGCUGCAGGGCUGCGGCGGCGACGUGGUGCAGGCCAUCGAGCAGGUGCUGAACCACCACCGCGGAGGUUUGGCGGCCGGCCUGGGCCCCGGCGCGCCUCUGGAUAAGGCCACGGUGAGCGCGGCCGUCGCGGUGGAGGACGCGUGGCCCGGGCGCGUGGACGCCGCAGCCGCCGGGGGUCCCGGGCUGCCCGCUCCACUGCAGACCGGGCCCGCCGCGCCCCCGCACCACAGACCCUUGCUGGCCGGGGCCAUGACGCCGGGCGCACUGGGUUCGCUCAGCAGCCGCUCGGCCUUCUCGCCGCUGCAGCCCAACGCCAGCCACUUCGGUGCCGACGCGGGCGCCUAUCCUCUGGGCGCGCCGCUCGGCCUGAGCCCGCUGCGCCUGGCCUACUCGGCGGCGGCGGCCCACAGCCGAGGCCUGGCCUUCAUGGCGCCCUACUCCACCGCCGGCCUGGUGCCCACGCUCGGCUUCCGGCCGCCCAUGGACUACGCCUUCAGCGACCUCAUGCGCGACCGCUCGGCCGCCGCUGCCGCCGCGGUGCACAAGGAGCCGGGCUACGGGAGCGGGCUGUACGGGCCCAUGGUCAACGGCACCCCCGAGAAGCAGUAGGACACGGGG